CACAGUCCUGAGGGAGGAGAGGAGAGAGAGAGGGCGACAGGGUAUCCACCACAUCAUGACGUCACAGUCCUCCUACAAAGAUAAGCCGUGAGGCUUGAAGUUCAUCUGUCUCAUAGUAAAAUGUUGGUGCUUUUAGGAAGAGUGCUCGAGCUCCAGCCGCCUCGCGUUGAGCUCACUCCGCUUGAACACACCAGACCGCUCUGCCAGAUCCAUCUGGUCCACCUCCCUCAUUCUCUGCACCGAGUGUGGAGCAGUCCAAGGGGCAGAGCCGACACUAUGAGAGGAGCAGACAGGACAGAGAGCUCCGCUACAGCGCUGCGCUGCGCGUAAUGACGGCCAGUCUGGAAUAGUUCUACAGCCUGUGAGCGCUCCAUUUAGAAAAACUGCAGAAAGAACAAACAUGGGAAUGGCGAGUGAGGAUCUGCUCGUGACACUCCAGAUACUACCUGGUUUCUUCUCCAACUGUCUGUUCAUGGCUCUGUACGACUCUGUGGUGCUGGUGAAGCGCGUAGUGUCGCUGCUCAGCAGCUCCGGGUCCGGGUCCUCCGGGUCCGGGUCCUCCGGGUCCGGGUCCUCCGGGUCCGGGUCCUCCGGGUCCGGGUCCGGACAGUGGACCCGCAUGCUCACCUCGGCCGGGCUGCGCUCCAUCUGGAACAGCUUCCUCCUGGACGCAUACAAACAGGUUAAACUUGGCUUCGAGGCACCCAACUCCAAAGUGGUGAAGGUGCCUGAUGGCCCUCGAAGGAGCAGCAGUCUCAGUAACAUGACUACACCCGGUGCCUUGAUCGGAACUGGAGAUGAGUGCCACCUUCUGGAUUUUGAGUCAUCAGACCGCCCUCUGGUGGUCAACUUUGGCUCAGCCACCUGACCCCCUUUCAUCAGCCACCUGCCAGCUUUCCGGCAGUUGGUGGAGGACUUCAGUGACGUAGCUGAUUUCCUGUUAGUGUACAUUGACGAGGCUCACCCGUCCGACGGCUGGGUGGCCCCUCCUAUGGGCUCUUGCUCUUUCGACGUGCGGAAACACCAGAGCCUGGAGGAGAGGUUAGGAGCAGCACGCAAACUCAUUGAGCAAUUUUCCCUGCCACCGCAGUGCCAGCUGGUGGCAGACUGCAUGGACAACAAUGCCAAUGUAGCUUACGGUGUGUCCAAUGAACGGGUGUGUAUAGUACAACAGAGAAAGAUUGCCUAUCUGGGUGGUAAGGGGCCUUUUUUUUACAAUCUGAAGGACGUGCAGCAGUGGCUGGAACAGAGCUAUGGUAAACGGUAGGAGUAAUCAAAGACGAGUACAGAGGAGGACAUGUCCUAUGUUUUUUAUAAGUCAAAAUCAAAAGUUCCCAGUUUGUAUAUGUUUUAUAACAGGGGUCAGCAACCUUUACUAUCAAAAGAACCAUUUUAGGCAAAAAAAAA
This is a messenger RNA of Sebastes umbrosus (honeycomb rockfish), 1407 nucleotides long. RefSeq names its product iodothyronine deiodinase 2 (gene dio2). Lineage: Eukaryota; Metazoa; Chordata; Actinopteri; Perciformes; Sebastidae. The transcript is spliced from 2 exons. The record is from RefSeq and is a predicted model, not a curated record. Gene Ontology annotation, molecular function: thyroxine 5'-deiodinase activity.